Naegleria lovaniensis is the source of this 633-nucleotide messenger RNA. RefSeq lists its product as uncharacterized. The coding region runs from base 1 to 633 and encodes 210 amino acids. The transcript has a single exon. Gene Ontology annotation, molecular function: flavin adenine dinucleotide binding; flavin-dependent sulfhydryl oxidase activity. NCBI's taxonomy places the organism in Eukaryota, Heterolobosea, Eutetramitea, Acrasida, Naegleriidae. Gene Ontology annotation, cellular component: mitochondrion. The record is from RefSeq and is a predicted model, not a curated record.
AUGUAUUCAUCCACGGUCGACUCUUCAAAUUUUUCUACUAGUUCCAAUCACCAGACACAAGAGAAUACAUCGGAAAACUCACAUAAAAAAUUACAGGAUAAUCUCGGAGCAUCUACUUGGGCUUUUAUGCACACGGUUGCUGCACAAUAUCCGAAAAAACCAUCUCCGAUUCAACAACAUCAUAUUAAACAAUUAUUUGUUAGAAUUGCAGAGUUUUAUCCUUGUCGAUGGUGUGCCAAGGAUUUUGCGGAUAGUAUUAAAAAACAUCCAAUUCGAGCAGAGAGUCGGGAAGCAUUGAGUAUAUGGCUUUGUGAGAGACAUAAUGAAGUCAAUGAGAAAAUUGGAAAACCAAUUGUGCCCGAUUGUAAAACAGCUUGGAAACGAUGGCUAGUGGAGGAUGAUGCAGAAGAUGUCGAAGAAAAAGUUGAAGAGCAUAAAAAGCCUGAUUUUGUUUCUAAUGAUUUUGAUUGGCUAGACAGCAGUGCUGCUGAAAAUAAUAACCAAAAUGGAGGAGAUAUCGAUUUUGAUACACCCUCAAUGGAUGACUUGAUGAAGGAUUGUAAAUUUUGUGAAAGUACCAUGGGAAAAGAACGAUAUGACAAGCUGAAAUCUUUAUUGAAUAAGCGACCUUAA